Truncatella angustata is the source of this 1679-nucleotide messenger RNA. Its product is annotated as RNA polymerase II transcription factor SIII subunit A-domain-containing protein. Bases 109 to 1275 code for a protein of 388 amino acids. The transcript is spliced from 2 exons. Gene Ontology annotation, biological process: transcription elongation by RNA polymerase II. Gene Ontology annotation, cellular component: nucleus; elongin complex. The record is from RefSeq and is a predicted model, not a curated record. NCBI's taxonomy places the organism in Eukaryota, Fungi, Ascomycota, Sordariomycetes, Amphisphaeriales, Sporocadaceae.
UGACCUAAUCACGAGCAAUUACAGCGACAAUCAGUCUCGACAGACUGGAACGAUAUAGCAUUUACUCCGGGCGUCGUUGAGUGUCACAAGAAAACGAAAUCAAGUACAAUGGCUGUCAAGUCAUUGGCGGAUCUCUGCACCGCAGUUUGCAUAAAGAAUAUUCGAGAAAUCCAAGACGUCGGCGGCCUCCCCUAUCACAUCGUGCGACCCAUCCUCAUGCGCCUCGACUCGGCCGCGCAACUACGAGCCAUCGAGGAAGCCUCGCCGCACAUCGCCCUCGAUAAUGAAGAAUGCUGGCAGCGCUUGAUCAGAAAGAACUUCGCCGGACUGCAUGCCCAGCACGACUUCGCACCCCGGAACCCGGCGUCGUGGCACAAGGUAUACGCAAAGUAUGCCAAGAUCAACGCCGACGCCAAAGCAGAGGCCGAGGCGAAACUGAAGGCGGCCUUUGCCGGUAUCCAGAAGAAGAAGGCGGAGAACACCAGCUCGAUCGAGCAUCACCGGAGCCUGCCCAGGCCGCCCAGGGACACAAAGAACGUGGGCAGGAAGGCGGCCGUCGGGCGCAGGGGAGGUAGCAAUGAUACGGGAGAGCUCAAGUUCACGGGCGGCUCCAGGACAAAGACAAACACGGCUGCUAGUGUCAUGAGGAGGGUCAAGCGCGAGGCCGCUGAAGUGUCUGCCAGGAACAAGCUUGCCACACCGAAUGGCGCGCUACAGGUUCGACAGGGACAGAUCAGGGCCGCGCCGAAGGGCAUGGUGCAUGAGCAAGCAGUCAAGCAUAAUCCAGCAAUCAAGGUGCAGCCGCCAGCCGUACGUACCAUGGAAGAUGAUUUCCGGGAUCACCAAAUGGAACAGAGGGAAGCAAGAUUGCGCAAACUCAAGGCCCAGGGCGCAAACAUUUUGGAAGACUCAGAUGUUGACGACGACGAUGAGGACAACGGGUUUGGAGGUGGCGGUGGUCGAGGUGGGUUAAAUGUUGAGGAACUAGAGGAUUUGUUCGACGAUGAUGAGCCCCCCAGGAGACCAGCACCACUGCCAGCUAAGAAGAAGGGGAUACUCUCUAACGCGUAUCGGGGCCCGCCGGCGACAGUCCAGAAAGUCAGCGUCGGCGGCGGCUCCAGUGCAUCCAGAUCAACCGCAGAAGACUCAUCCUCCAGACCAGCACAAUCAGCACAUGGUCCAUCAGGCAGCCCUGAGCCGAAACCGAGGAUGCCAGUCAAGCGGAAAGCUGCGAAUGUCUUUAUGGCACCAAGGUCCAAGGUACAGAGACGCUAGGUAAUAGCCCCUUGCGGGUCUCUGCCACCAUGAAUGGCACGGCCUGCUGACUUACAAUGUACCACUAUAUUUUAUUCCCUUUUUUUUUUUUUGGCGUAUGUACUGGAUGAGGUUAUGAGGCAUAUCUAUAUACUUGAGUUUUGGUAGACUUGAUGGGGGCACCUUGGAGUUUGGCAUGGCUGCUUAGCAUUUACAAUGUCUCACCAACAAUCUAGAGACACAGCUAAAUAUGUGGCAUCUCUAGAACACCAUAAUUUUACCACGAGAUUAUGUGUAUUCACAUCAGUAGAGAAUUUAUGAGUCAAAAGAGUUGCAACAAUCGGGCUCAGGUUGGUUGUCUACCAGCAACGCCAUGACGCGCUGAAGUGUGAUGAGAUAAGGCCGGCUCGUUCAGAAAUUGUGAU